Messenger RNA from Symbiodinium natans, 1584 nucleotides. The record is from the annotation of a GenBank genome assembly. NCBI's taxonomy places the organism in Eukaryota, Dinophyceae, Suessiales, Symbiodiniaceae.
AUGACGUUCAUUCGACGUCGACACAGCAAAGUGGCUGAGGCCUCGCGCAGCGCCCGGGAGGUUAUGCAACAGGUUAUUCCGUGGGCCGCGUGCUUACGUGGUCUUGUUGCAGCGGGUGCGUCGUAUGUGAGACAACAAGAAGCAUGCGGCAAGGUGCGCAAGGAGCUGCCGGCCAAGUACACGAGGGCAAAGCAGAUGCACAAGACUCCACCUCUGCAGAUCGAUGCCAACGUUAAAGCCAAUGAUCUCGCUGGCUACAAAGCCGGUGUCUGGGACGCCGAGCAGUGCGAGGCUUCCUUGACAACGACUGGCUUGUAUGAAGCUUCUGGGCUUGCGCUUUGGUUGAAGACAGGAGCCCUUGAUGCACCCAAGCUUCCUGCGGACGAUGUGAAUUGGGGAAACCUCUUGCAGUUUGAAGAACAAUUCUUCAGCAGGGCUGUGUGCUUCAAAGCCCACGUGUCGCGCGGCGCAAACGCUGGGAAGAAGCAGAAGGUGACGCGCUCGAGGCUGCUGUGGCCUUGCACGAUGGUCAGCGCCGUUGACAGCUUGAGAAGCGCUGCGCAAUCGAACUUCGAGGCUUCUCUGCCUUUGGCUGGCGGGUGCUUCAUUCUCUGGGCUUGGUAUCUGGCCAUGUUCAAAGCAUUGAGAGCUCAGGACAAGGAGUGGACAGAGAUGCUGUGGGAGUGCGCCUGCUGUGUCACUAUACAAGUGCAAGUCUGCGACGAUGUGGCGAAAGCAGCGAUGGCGCGCAACACCGCUUCAGAGAAUGUGAAGAAAUUGAACAACGCGGCGCUGAGCGACACGUUCUUCACCUUCAGUCGCUUGGUUGGCCUGUUGAGAGUCGAUGCAUGGCAGGAGGGGCAAAGCCUGAACCUGCGUUACAACAAGGCUGCAUACAACCAAACCAUGCACAAGACUGCCACGAACUUGCUGGCCUUGAUGGCAGAUGGGUCGCUUGAGAAGGCCGAGAAGCAUUCAACUGCUCAGCGAAGUGCUCCAGCGCUGGCUGCGUGGAUGGUUGAGAUGCUGACGCUGGCGUUUCGGGUAGGUCUUAUUACACCGCUCAAAGCCACCGAGCAGUGGCUGUGCCAGAACAGGCACAGCGGUCAAAUGGGCUUCUGGGCAGCUUCCCUUGUGGCGUUGGAGGCCAGGUUUUCUUUCCACUUGAUAGCUGUAGGCAGUUCUUCUGCUUUUUCCGUGCAGUGCCAACCAAUUCUUGUGUUGCAGGUCUUGGACCACGCCAAGAAGCUGGGGGCAAAGUUGCCCGAGACCGACGCUGCCCGCCUGUCAGACGUGUUGACUGACAUUGGCGAUCCUGCCACGUGCUGGGAGAAGUUCAUUCGCGAAGGGUUCAGCAAGGUGGAUGCGCCGCUGGGUGAAGAUGAAGAUGCUGUUGUCGAUCGCGAUGCUCUCCCGCAGACACAGUUGGCCAUUGUGAAGGAAAAGUUCAACAAAGCGACAGGCGCGUUGCUGGACUUGGUUCUGAAGGUAAUGACGGGCAAGUAUCAUGAGGAUUGCCGGACCUUAGCAACAGCUUCUUUGACCUUUGCAAAAGCGCUCGCCCAAGCAGAAGAAGGGACAGAG